AAAACACUCAUUCGAAGCGCCAUUUAGGGUUUUUGUCAAAUACUUGUCAUUAGUUUGGGAUGAAUGCCAACAAGGAUGAAGCACAGAAAUGUGUGUUUAUUGCUAGAAAACGUUUAGUCACAGGGGAUCGUGAUGCCGCAAAAAAGUUUCUCCUAAAAGCCAUGAAAUUGGAUCCGUCAAUCAACAUAGAAGGACUGGAGUUUUUAGUAAGACCUAGGUCUCGUUCGUCUAGCACAAGAGAAGGUUCCCAAGAAAAUAGAGAUGCUGAUUCUAGCGCCGAAUCUACCAGAAAUAAGCAACCGGAUAAGGAGUUUACGAAGACCCAAAUAGAUUCCUUGAGGAAAGUACUUGCUUGCAAAAAUUACUACGAAAUUCUUGGAGUGUCGCGAACUGCAUCAGACGAAGAAAUUAAGAAGGCUUUUAAACUUCAUGCCCUCAAGUUUCAUCCUGACAAAAACAGAGCCCCGGGUGCAGCAGAAGCGUUUAAAAAGAUCAAGAAGGCAUACGAAGUGUUGACAGAUCCGGAAAAACGUCAGCAUUAUGAUCAAUAUGGUGCGGAGGAAGAGCAAAUAAGGUCUCCUCAAGUUCAUCGGCACGGGGACACGUUCUUCCAAUAUGAUGCUGAUGUCUUCACCAUGUUUUUCAACGGGGGAUUUCCGUUCUCACAAGUCUAUCGUGAUCAUCGCCACCGACCUCAUAGGUCACGAGAAUCAGAACGUGAAAGUAACUACUUCGUAUACGUCCAGUUGAUUCCGCUGAUAAUUUUGUUUGGCCUGUCUUUCUUCAGUAAUCUUUUUGUAAAGGAUCCGUACUUCAGCCUAACCAAAACGAACAAAUACUACAUGGAACGUCAUACUGGGACACAUAAAGUACCUUAUUUCGUCAAGAAAACAUUCGAACAAGACUUUUCUGGCAAUAUUAUUCAUUUAGAAAAUCAAGUAGAAGAAGAAUAUAUCAGCAACCUUCGAUUCCGAUGUUUCCGUGAAAAAGAUUAUAAGGAGAAUCUCUUAUUCCGUGCUAGAUAUUAUGGUGAUGAUGCUAGUUACGAUAGAGCUAUGCAGCUUCAUAUGCCAAAUUGUGAUCGUCUAUCAGAAAUAUUGGCUACAUAAUAUAAUAUUGUUGUGUGUUGUGCAUCUUGUCAUAACUAGCUGUGAAAUUAUUUUUCCCCUGUUCUAUCACAAUACGUAAUCAUUUAAAUUCUCGGCUAAUCAGCCGUUAGUUCAUACAGCAUACACCAAUACCAUAACCUAAAGAAUGGCAAAUAAUCUUUGUUUCUUAGUGACUAAAUAAUUAAAUAUCUCCAAUUUCUUUUCUUAAUUAUCUAGAAGUCAUUUAAAACUAAUAUGCUUCAUAAACCUAUCUUAAGUAAUUUCUUGUAAUCUGUAUAUAUCUCUACAAGAUAAAGGAAAUUAUUCACGUAUGUAUAGUUUCUUGAGCCAAGUAAGUAGUCAACGUUUUAGCAUUCAUCUUUUCACGUCUUUGUGACAAAAAUGUGACUUGAUGUUUUAUAUUAAAAAUCACAUGUGAUAAAUAACACCUGUUGGACUUCUCAAUGAAUCGUAAGCGUAUAUUGCCCUACUUUUAUUAAGAUUUCUGAAUCAUUUUCAAUGACAAAAUAUAUGUUUAAAGUGUUUUCACUUUGCCUUUCUGAAUCUUCUUAUUUCACUAUGUUUUGUACAAGAACCAGAGCAUAGACGCUAUUCGUUUGUUGUGAUUUGAAUGGUUUCAAUGCAUAAUUAUUGAAGGAUUUAUCAUAAACUUUGUUUUUUUCGUGUGUGUGAUAGCGGAGGUGCAUGCUCAGUCAUUGUGAAAACUUUAUACUUAGUUAAGUAUAACUUGCAGUUGUGAAAUUCUUUCCGUUGAUUAAGAUCUUCAAUAUUGAAGAUACUAAAGUAUACCUACAGAGUUACAAUAACGUAAUUUAAUUUUUAAAGUGGAAAAACAAAUCACUUCUAGCUAUUUACCUAGUAUUAAAUAAUUAUAUUUGGAUUCAUAUGUCUCAA
This is a messenger RNA of Schistosoma spindalis, 2003 nucleotides long. NCBI's taxonomy places the organism in Eukaryota, Metazoa, Platyhelminthes, Trematoda, Strigeidida, Schistosomatidae. The record is from the annotation of a GenBank genome assembly.